Molecule: messenger RNA, 2733 nt
Organism: Aspergillus thermomutatus
Lineage: Eukaryota; Fungi; Ascomycota; Eurotiomycetes; Eurotiales; Aspergillaceae
Exons: 3
Coding region: 1-2733 (910 amino acids)
Cellular component (GO): cytosol
Molecular function (GO): iron ion binding; FMN binding; NADPH-hemoprotein reductase activity
Source: RefSeq, a predicted model, not a curated record
AUGGGAGACGCUCUCGUCGAGAUUGGGAAGCGGUUCCAGCGACCACGCUGGGCUCGGCUUUUUUAUCGUGCGUCCGAGCGGAAACUCUUCGACGAUAUCGAACUGAUGCGCAAGACGGCUGACCAAGUCGUCAAGGUGCGACGGGCCAAUCCCCAGGGGGGUCGGAGGAAGGACUUACUGACAGCCAUGAUCGAUGCUGCGGACCUGAGAACAGGCAAGAAGUUGAGUGAUGAGAGUAUCACCAACAAUCUCAUUACGUUUCUCAUUGCAGGACAUGAGACAACCGCCGGCACGCUAUCAUUUGCGUUCUAUUCCCUGCUCAAGAACCCAGUCGCGUACCAAACGGCCCAAAAAGAGGUUGACGAGGUCAUGGGAAGGGACCCCGUCACGAUCGACAAGAUUUUCAAGCUGAAGUAUAUCCCUGGGGUGCUUCGCGAGACUCUCCGUCAUUGCGCUCCCAUCCCUGGCUUCUAUCUUGAGCCCCUGGAGGACACUCUUCUAGGCGAGGCGUAUCCCGUCAAGAAGGGCGAGGCGAUCAUCGCAUAUCUGACCAAGACACACCUUGAUCCCGCCGUCUUCGGUGAGGACGCGAAUCAAUUCAAGCCCGAACGCAUGACGGACGCCAACUUUGAUCGGCUCCAGAAGGAGUUCCCCAAUUGCUGGAAGCCGUUCGGUAACGGUAUGCGAGCCUGCAUUGGCCGGCCGUUCGCAUGGCAGGAGAUGCUCUUGGCUAUGUCCGUCCUCCUUCAAAACUUCCACUUCUACAUGGACGACCCUAGUUACGACUUGCGAAUCAUGGAAACUCUGACGAUCAAGCCCAAGGACUUCUAUAUGCGUGCUUCGCUGCGCCACGGCAUGACAGCAAUAGACCUAGAGCGUAGGCUUCGUGGUGCAGGGGGGUUGGACAAAUCAAACGAGGGGCCCGAGGAAGCAUCCGCCCAAAGGUUUGACGGGCCCAAGGGCGCGUCACUCAGUAUCUUGUACGGCUCCAAUAGUGGGACCUGCAAGGCGCUUGCUCAUAGACUUGCCGUCGAUGCCCAAGCACAUGGAUUCAGUGCGACAAGAGUGGACUCUCUCGACGCCGCCAGGGACAGUCUACCGACCAACCAGCCCGUGGUCAUCUUCACAUCGUCCUAUGAAGGUCACCCUCCUGAUAACGCCAGGCACUUCGUGACCUGGCUCGAGACCCUUGUCGGCAGAGAAUUAGGCAGGGUCUGCUACUCGGUGUUCGGUGUCGGCAACCGCGAAUGGGGAAAUACGUUCCAUAAAGUCCCGAAAUUCAUCGACGAGGCGCUGGCACAGCAUGGUGCAAAGCGACUCGCGGCUGCAGGGUUCACCGACGUCUCCAGCAGGGACCCUUUCACCGACUUUGAAACCUGGGAGGAUGAUCUCCUGUGGCCCGCUCUGGAGAAGGAAUAUGUCAUCUCUAAGCCAGACAAUUCGGCCGCCCUCCACGGUCCAUCCGUUCAGGUCUCCGUGCCUCGCAGUUCAAUCUUACGUCAAGAUGUCCGAGAGGCCAUCGUCACCGCUACGAGAGACCUCACACCUCCAGGUGUGCCGGCGAAAAAACACAUUGAGAUCAAACUCCCCACAGGGACCUCCUAUUGUGCGGGUGACUACCUUGCCGUUCUGCCGAUGAACCCGCGGGUGACCGUCGGACGCGUCUUUCGCCGUUUCCAGCUCUCCUGGGAUGCGGUCCUCACCGUCCAGGGCGACCAGUGUACGCCACUGCCUACGGACCAGCCGACGUCUGCGUGGGAUGUGUUGACCGCCUACGUUGAGCUUGCGCAGCCGGCGACAAGGAGGAAUGUCCUAACUCUAGCGGGUUAUGCUCGGGAGGCCGGGGAAAAAGAGCGACUCGAACAACUUGCCGGUGAUCAGUUCCAACAUGAGAUCACGGAGAAGCGAGUCUCGGUGCUGGACUUGCUCGAGAAGUACCCCUCGGUGGAGCUUCCGAUCGGGCUGUUCCUCGGCUUGUUGCCCCCUAUGCGCAUCCGGCAGUACUCGAUCUCCUCCUCGCCCCUGAAAGACCCCCACUGCGUCUCCCUCUCCUACUCCCUCCUCGACGAACCCUCCCUUUCGGGUCAAGGCCGGCACAUUGGCGUCGCGACCAGCUACAUCGCCAAUCUUUCCCCUAACGAACGCCUUCAUGUGGCCGUCCGUCCCUCCCACGUCGCCUUCCACCUCCCCCAGACUCCAGAGUCAACGCCCAUCAUCUGCAUCGCCGCUGGCUCCGGGAUAGCUCCCUUCCGAGGCUUCAUCCAAGAGCGCGCCGUGCAACUCGCAGCCGGCCGGGCCCUGGCCCCAGCACUGCUUUUCUAUGGCUGCCGCGGCAGAGCAGACAAUUUCUACCGCGAGGAAUUCGACCAAUGGGAAAAGGAAGGCGCAGUCACCGUCAAGAGGGCAUACUCCAGGGAAACGGCCAGCGAGGAGGUAGUCGGGUGCAAGUACGUGCAAGAUCGACUGGCCAAGGAAAAGGACGAGCUAUCAGAGCUCUGGAACAAGGGAGCAAAACUGUUCGUCUGUGGUGGUCGAAGGGUUGGGACCGCGGUCGAGAAGGCAUGCAUUGAGUUGAUCAAAGACUCGGUGGUUGGGGACGACCCAAAGAGGUUUUUGGAGGAAUCCGCAACGAGCGCUUUGUCAUGGACCUUUUUGAUUAAGACAAUUGUUGGAGGGUCGCAAUAUAAUUAUGGAUAUGAAACCUGUCAGAUUCUGCAUAAUCUGGUAGUAUGA